Molecule: messenger RNA, 1803 nt
Organism: Hypoxylon fragiforme
Lineage: Eukaryota; Fungi; Ascomycota; Sordariomycetes; Xylariales; Hypoxylaceae
Exons: 5
Coding region: 1-1803 (600 amino acids)
Source: RefSeq, a predicted model, not a curated record
AUGGUACAAGACGCCAACCAGCAUAGGGAGCAUUUCCAGCCCCGGGCACCAUCAUUCUGGACCCCUCCGGAUAGAAUUCACAUGGAUUCAGUUCCUGACGAGAACCGUUUUGCUGCUGACCCACAAGAUAUACGGCGACCCCCAAUGGCUAUCGACAAAGCAUUGCGCGAGUUUUGUAACAUUUCAGCGGAGUUUUAUGUGCUUAUACCGGUGAUCGACGGGAAGCCCCAUAUCUUCACGGCACCCACGAUACCUUCGCUUGAUAUAUCAAAGUUUUUGAACGUAGAAGCUCUAGGUCGCGAAUUGCAGCGCGCUCAGUCCGCUACAAAUCCAGCGUAUGCCGAUCCAGAAUUCGGGUUUAAUUUAGAUGUCAACCGUUAUCCAAUAGAUCCAGCAAGACGCUGGGCUCCGGAGCGUCGAUAUGGCCAGACUAUCAGUUUGGCCGGGUUUGAAGACGACGGGAAUUAUAAGGCGCGCAAACGACCCAGGGCCAGCUUGAUGCGGCGCGAGAUGGAAAGUUUUGAGGAAGAAUCCAUGCCUUCAACCCCGGUAAAGAGGACCAUCACCAUAAGUGACGAGAAGGCCCUCUGGGCAUUCUACGAGGAGCGGUUUAAAACUAUCCAACAGACUGCAUGUAAGCUAAUCGCAAAGGCCUGGGUGAAAGCGGUAGAACCCAAAAAACAAUCGACACAUCCAUAUACCGGCAGGGACGAGAAAGCGCCUGAGUGGUGGCCGAGGCCAUGGGGGCCAAAUCAAGAACACCGAGUACGGCACAAGGAGCCCGACCAUCUGUACAAGCGCGAACGAGUACAUCUCUUGGUUCAUAUUCUUCGGAUGAUCGUGGAACCUAACAACAAACAACACGCAAACCUACAAAAGCUCUAUCUCAACGUGACCAAGCUGGAGGAGGUCACCAACGAGGCGCUGUCUUCUUUCUUCACCGAUAAGGAGAACCCCAGCAACAUGGCCAAGAGACCUUACUUGAAAGAAAUAUUCAGGGUUGCUAAGAUCGAAGAACGUUACAAGGAUGGGCAAAUUGAUCACCUAACCUCGGUUCAUGUGAUGCCAAAUGAUCGAUCUGGCCAAGGGUACAUAUCAGACACUGAAGACGUCACGCCAGGGAGAGAUGACAUCGAGCCUAAGCUGUCGCCGCAUUCAGAUAGCGCAUCACCCCCGAGAGCUAGUGUGUCGCAACCACUGAUGGCGCCAAGUCAUAGCACGGAGCAGAGUCCAACUCCUCAGAUGCCAAGCGAUGCCUUCGUUGGGGAUAUGCCAGUCCGAAAUAAUAAUCAGUACAACCCAUCGAUAUUAGGACCAGAUAUUACCACGGAACGCCAAACGUUCGUGGAGGCGCCUAAUAUGCAAGGCAGUCAACCUCCACUGCAUCCCCCUACGAAUAUAGGGCUUCACGAUCUGUACACUAACCCACACGAUUCUAGUAGAAGAUCGUCUAUGUUCACUUCGCAGUCGGAAUACACAAGCCCAGCCACGCCAACGAUGUACUCGCAUUGGCAGACUGGAUCCACAGCACCCAACAACCCUCCAGUAUAUGCCUUCCAGCAGCAGGCGAGUAACACACAUCAACCGUUUGUAGGGCACACAAGCGUGGCGAUGCCCCAAGCCCAGCAAUAUAUGGGGGGAGCGUUCGACGGCCUGGCACGAAGUCACGAUACACAACAGCACCCGAGCUUGCUCCGGCAACCGCCUCCGCCGAACUACCCCAGCUACAUGCCCCACGAACCAGGGCCCCUUCCGGGAUCAGGCAUCAAGGUCGACGGUCUCGCCAGGCAUUCUACGCAAUAG